UUGUGAUAGUUAAUCAUCACCAGUCCUUCAUGUUGCACACAUUCUCUGAGUAUUAGUUGUCUGUCAACUCUCGCUGGAUUCAUCCAAAUGUGAUAUAAUGGAUCUGAGAGAGUAUUUAAACAGGAUUGGAUUUACUGGCCAAUAUGACAAAGCCAGCCUGGAGAGUUUGUUCGCCAUCCACAAGCUGCAUGUCAUGAAUAUUCCAUUUGAGAAUCUCAGCGUCCACAGUGGGGAGAAGAACACUAUGGAUCUGAACAUCAUCUAUGAUAAAAUAGUGAAGAGCAAUCGGGGAGGCUGGUGCUGUGAAAACAACCUCUUGUUCUCGUGGGUUCUGAGGGAGAUGGGAUACAAAUUCACCAUACUGGGCGCCAGAGUGUUUAACUCGCUCAAUAAGGAGUUCUUCCCAAAGGACAGUCAUCUCAUCAAUCUGGUGGAAAUCGAUGGGAAGACGUACAUUGCUGAUGUGAGCUUUGGAGUGUCGCACCAAAUGUGGCAUCCCUUGGAGUUGAUCUCACAUAAAGACCAGCCACAGCCUCCGGGUGUUUUCCGGCUCAUAAAUGACGGGGUGAUGUGGGUCCUCGAGAAGACCGGAAGAAAGCAAGUGGUUCAAGAUGAGGCCUUUGCUAAUUCUAGUCUCAUUGACAAAAGGCUCACCAAAACAAUGUACUCCUUUACAUUAACACCCUGCGAUCCAGAUCAUUUCCUGGAGACAUCAGAGUUCCUGCAGACUAAUCCAGAAUCUCUGUUUAUGCUCAAAUCCAUUUGCUCCCUUCAGACGCCCACAGGCUUCAGAGCUCUGAUUGGCUGGAUAUACAGUGAAGUCACAUUCAAAGAGGAUGCAGACUCGGUGGAUAUGAAAGAAAUCCCAGAUAGUGAGAUAGAGGCUUUACUAAAGGAAAAGUUUAACCUGGUGUUAGUUAAUAAAUUCACACCUAAAAACAACAAAGCUGAUUAUUGCAUCUAGUACUCAGCUACUACUCAUCUAAUACUUAAGUCCCCAAUGUCUUUUGUUUCAAUAUUAAGAUGAAAAUUGUACCUUGUAUUCUUUCUCUCUUUAAUUACUUUGUCACAGGACAAUUUGAAGCAAUAAUUUUACAUUGCAUUUUCUUGGCAUAAUAAUAGUUUUCUGAUGGAUUUUUACUGGUCAGAUGAAGUCAGACUUAGCUUUGAGAAGGACACAAUUAUUCAAUAAACUCAGCAGGUUUUACCAUUACUUUGUCUCCUGUUUUCUGCUGUUUUCCCCCUGUAUUAUCUGCCUUGCUCUUGUACAUGAAAAAGGCUUAAAUCCUUCGGAUGGGGCGUGAAAAAUAAUUAAAGGUUCUUAACCUUCACUUCCAUUUUCCUUUUCAUUUUCUUAAUUUUCCUUGAUACAUCUCUGUCUCUCACUUGUGUGUGUGUGUGUGUGUUUACUUUUUGCACAAUUUUAUGUUCAUCUACAUGUCAACCACCUCAUUGUGAUUUGUGUGCACAUAAUAUAGGCCUAAUAAAAUCCUAAUACUUUAACAUGUU
This is a messenger RNA of Pimephales promelas (fathead minnow), 1509 nucleotides long. Its product is annotated as Arylamine N-acetyltransferase, pineal gland isozyme NAT-10. Gene Ontology annotation, molecular function: arylamine N-acetyltransferase activity. The record is from RefSeq and is a predicted model, not a curated record. NCBI's taxonomy places the organism in Eukaryota, Metazoa, Chordata, Actinopteri, Cypriniformes, Leuciscidae.